Xiphophorus maculatus (southern platyfish) is the source of this 2482-nucleotide messenger RNA. RefSeq names its product heat shock 70 kDa protein 12A-like. The record is from RefSeq and is a predicted model, not a curated record. Lineage: Eukaryota; Metazoa; Chordata; Actinopteri; Cyprinodontiformes; Poeciliidae. The transcript has 4 exons. The coding region runs from base 11 to 1786 and encodes 591 amino acids. Gene Ontology annotation, molecular function: ATP binding; ATP-dependent protein folding chaperone.
UCUUCCUGCAAUGGGUGAUUCAUUUGUCAUAGCAAUUGACUUUGGCACUGCAUUUAGUGGGUAUGCCAUUAAUAUCACAAAAGGACAGGAAAAAAGUGAGCCAUACUUGCCAAGGUGGGGAAAGGAGUAUGGAUUUGACACCCCAAAGACUCCAACCUGCAUUUUGUUUAAUGAAGAUGAAAAAUGUCUGAGUUUUGGCUAUGAAGCCAAAAUGGCAUACCAGGAAAUGAGUGGAGAAGAAGCAAAGAAGCAUUAUUUCUUUGAAGACUUCAAGAUGGAACUGUAUAGCAAAAAACUCAGCAGUAAUCUGAAGAUUAAAGCCGCCAAUGGAAAAUCAAUGAAAGCAUUGAAGGUUUUCUCAGAAUCCCUGAGAUUUCUUAAAGAAGAUGCACUCAGAACAAUCAGCCGAAACACACAAGGGAAAAACUUCUUGGCCUCUGACUUCACCUGGGUUCUGACGGUUCCUGCCAUCUGGGAUCUUUCAGCUAAACAGUUCAUGAGAGAAGCUGCAACUCAGGCAGGUAUUGUAACAGAAGGAGAUGAGGAAAAGCUGGUGAUGGCACUGGAACCAGAAGCUGCUUCAAUCUGGUGUAAGAAGCUUCCAUCAGAUGGUUUCAUCUCUGAGAAGCACAAUGAAGAGUCACUGGAUCAGUCUGCAGGGACUCAGUACAUCGUUGUUGACUGUGGAGGAGGAACUAUUGACAUCACUGUUCAUGAAGUCCUGGAUGGAGGAGCCCUGAAGGAGCGGCACAAGGUCUCUGGAAAUGAUCUGGGAGGACAAACUGUAGACAGAAAAUUUAAGCAGUUUCUCAGAGAGAUAUUCCCUGAAGGAGUCUGGGAUCAAUUUGAACAAAACUCUCCCAGUGCCGCUCAGAAAAUUAUGUACGAGUUUACCUACCUCAAACAGGUUGAUAAAGAUGUUCAGAUUAGCUGCCCAUUCACACUGGGAUCAUUAAUUAAAGAAAAAUCAGACACAGAAAACUUUGUUCAGUCAGAACUUGGUGCUUCCUGGGAUGGUGAUUUCAUCAAAAUCUCAAGAGACAAAAUGAGGUCUUUCUAUGAUGAAAGUCUGAAGGGCAUCACUGAGAAUCUCAAGGAAAUCUUUAACUGUGGUCUCAACAUCAAGUACAUUCUGUUAGUGGGUGGGUACGCUCAGAGUCAAAUUCUGCAGCAGCACAUUACUGACCAGUUUGGACAACAGUGUAAAGUUCUGUGUCCUUUCAGAGCUCAGGAGGCGAUUAUGAGAGGAGCUGUAGAGUUUGGUAGAAACCCAGAUGUUGUGGCUUCUCGGAAAAGUUCCUAUACUUAUGGAUUUGCUGUUUGUGAAAAGUUUGAUGAGAACAAACAUAAGGAAGGAAAGAAAUUUACAGCCAAAGGUGUGGACUUGAGUCGAGAUAUUUUCAGGAAACUGGUGGAAGAAGAUGAAGAUCUUGGUUCACAGGGUACCAGAGAGUUGUUAUGUUCUUCAGCAAGAGCAGACCAGGUAGAGAUGAAUCUGAGAUUCUUCCGCUCAUUAAGAAAAGAUCCAGUGUAUGUAGAUGACUGGGGAGUGGAAAAGGUUGGUUCAUUCACUGUAGACAUGACUGGAGGCGGUAAAGUCAAACUGGAAAUUGACUUUGGCUCCACAGAGAUAACAGCUGUAGGGACAAACCAGAUUAGUGGGGAAACACAAACAGUAAAAAUUGACUUCAUGACCACAGACAGAGAAUGUGUCAUUGAUGGUGACCCAGAAGAUGCUGCCAGUGUUGGAUCAGAGCAAUCAGGUCCUUCAGAUUAUUCUGAUUAAAACAUGCAAAAGCAUAAUAGAUGCUCUGACACUUUCUUUGUCCACACAAUAAUUCAGUUUGUGACAGAGGCAUCUUCAAGAUAUGGAUGUUGAAUUUCGGGUUUUCAGAAAUUGUUAAGAAGAAAUAUUAACUUGUGCAUGAAUGGACUCUUAAAAGGUAAAAAAUUAUAUCAUUAUUAAGAGAGUACUAUGAUGACCGUCGCAUUUUUAAUCACUUACUGGUUAAAUUAAACAUAUAAUUAAUGUGUAAUCUUGUAAAAAACAUAGUUUUUUUCACCAAUACUAUGAGACCACCUAGCAUAGUGGGCUAAAGCUUCACAUAAAAAUUUGCAUGAUCUACAAUUAUGGUUUAUGAAUUCCAUAAAUGAAUAACGGAGAUUAGCUGUGAGUCUUUAAAAAUGUCUCUUUUUAAAAUAUGUUGUAGCUGAUGUACUCAUAUAACCUCUGCUAUAAAUUAGUCAAAAUUAGAAAUUAUGGGAUAGAUGUAGUUUUUUUGGGUGUUUUCUACAUUACUUCCUGCUGGUGGGGAUUUCUCUGAGUGUAUUUCAACUGUAUUGUGUCAAUAAAAUAAUUUAAAAUGUUAAAAUUAACUACUGAGAACAAAUAAAAAAAUUAAAAGGUGAUUUUUGCUUAGUUUAUACUUUUACUGUAAUAAUCACAUAAAUGUCACAUAAAUAUUAUUUAGAAAAGGUUGUC